Meyerozyma guilliermondii ATCC 6260 is the source of this 507-nucleotide messenger RNA. RefSeq lists its product as uncharacterized. The record is from RefSeq and is a predicted model, not a curated record. The coding region runs from base 1 to 507 and encodes 168 amino acids. The transcript has a single exon. NCBI's taxonomy places the organism in Eukaryota, Fungi, Ascomycota, Pichiomycetes, Serinales, Debaryomycetaceae. Gene Ontology annotation, molecular function: ABC-type transporter activity. Gene Ontology annotation, cellular component: membrane.
AUGGGUUACGAAUGUCCCGAGCGUCAAGCGACUGCUGAUUUUUUGACAUCGUUGACCAACCCAUCGGAAAGAAUUGCCAGAUCAGGGUUCGAGGAUAAAGUACCCAAGACCCCUCUUGAAUUUGAAACUUACUGGAAAAAUUCGCCAGAGUAUAAACGAGUCGUUGAAGAGAUUGAUGUGCACAUGGAACAGGUUGAAAAAAAUCCAAAGAAAGACCACCACGAUUCUCACGUCGCAAGACAGGCAAACCACGUUUCCUCAAAGUCACCAUACACGGUUUCCUUCUUCAUGCAAGUCAAAUACAUUAUGCGAAGAAACUAUCUCAGAUUCAAGGGUGAUCCUUCAAUUCCUAUAUCGUCAGUCGCCGGUCAAUUGAUCAUGGCAUUGAUCAUGGGAUCGGUUUUUUACAAUUUGGAUCUGACUACGGGAUCGUUUUUUUCCAGAACCACUGGUUUGUUCUUUGCUGUUUUAUUCAACGCAUUUGUCGUCUAUGUUGGAAAUUCAUAG